Acipenser ruthenus (sterlet) is the source of this 4580-nucleotide messenger RNA. RefSeq names its product nuclear transcription factor, X-box binding-like 1 (gene nfxl1). The coding region runs from base 314 to 3028 and encodes 904 amino acids. The transcript has 23 exons. The record is from RefSeq and is a predicted model, not a curated record. Gene Ontology annotation, cellular component: nucleus. Gene Ontology annotation, biological process: regulation of DNA-templated transcription. Gene Ontology annotation, molecular function: zinc ion binding; RNA polymerase II transcription regulatory region sequence-specific DNA binding; DNA-binding transcription factor activity, RNA polymerase II-specific. Lineage: Eukaryota; Metazoa; Chordata; Actinopteri; Acipenseriformes; Acipenseridae.
GGGGUUAACGUUGACCACCCCUGCUAUAAACUCAUCAUGGGACUGUCAAUUUCAUUCAUUGCAUUCAGUGUACUCUGACACGUUGCAGACGCACAUGGGAGGCAGCGGUUCGUUGUAAUGCAUGACGGGAGUUGUAUUUUUUUUCUUCGCGUCCUUGGCGUUAUAUCGUCACAGAAAAACUACUACUCCCAUAUUGUAUCUUCCAUCCUGUAGACUUGCGCAGUUUGUUCAAGAAGACCUUAGAUGAGUUGUGUAUUUGAAGGGACGGUGGUAGGUGUAUUUACGUUAAAAAAAAAGUUUAAACAGUAAACAAAUGGAGCCUGCUUGGCGCCAAGCAGGUAAGGGUAGAGGCAGGGGUAGAGCAGGAGGAGGAAGUGGGCCACCACAGCCGGCAGUUCCGCGGCCAGCGAGAGACAGCCGGACCCCUGCUGUUGGUAGAGAAGGUGGCAGUGGAAGAGGCAGAGGGGCAGCGUAUGCAGCUGUCACCACUUCUGGAGCAGGGCAAGAAUCACAUUUGAAUGAAAAGCAAUCGUCUCAGAAUAAGUUUGAAGAAAUCCGAAAAGCCAAUCAGGCGGCAGCUCAGAAGUUCACAGACGUUCAGUACAGCUCUUCUUCAGAAGAGGAUGAAGAAGAAGAAAUUCAUGGGAAACACGGGAAGAUUUUGACUUCUACAUUUACAACAUACACUGAUCAGACAGGAGGAGAUGUCACAGAACUGGAACGUACCAGACAAUACCUUAGUGAUGCUUUUCAAUCAGGGGCUAUAACAUGCUUGAUUUGUAUUGCUUCUGUCAAAAGGAAUCAGCCGGUUUGGAGUUGUUCAGGAUGCUACUGUAUAUUUCACAUGCCUUGUAUUCAGAAAUGGGCAAAGGACAGCAUCUUUCUAGUAUCUUCAGUAACCGAUGAAGACUUUGGUAAAAAAGACCACCCCUGGCCAUGUCCAAAAUGUAGGUAUGAGUACAAACAGUCUCAGACCCCUAACCGAUAUAACUGCUACUGUGGGAAAGUGGAAGAUCCUCCUUUGGACCCCUGGCUUUUACCACACUCCUGUGGCCAAGUCUGUGAUAGAGAUUUCAAGCCUUCUUGUGGACACAGGUGUUUGCUGUUGUGUCAUCCAGGUCCCUGUCCACCAUGCCCUAAGAUGGUCACUGUGACGUGCUUCUGUAAAAAGGCUAAAGCUGUACCGAGGCGGUGCAGUGCCAAAGCCUGGUCCUGCCAGCAGUCAUGUGGGAGGGUGCUGCCUUGUGGACAGCAUGCAUGUGCAAGCCCUUGUCAUGCAGGUGAUUGUCAACCUUGUCCUCGUGUAAGCAAGCAGCGGUGCCUUUGUGGAAAGAAUAUUGCGGAAAGGCUUUGUGCUAGCCCAGUUUGGCAAUGCGAGAAGGUCUGUGGAAGAACCCUGCCUUGUGGGAAUCACACGUGUGAGAUGGUCUGCCAUCCAGGUCUCUGUGGAGAGUGCCCUCGAGCUGGAAACCGGGCAUGCCCAUGCGGCAAAUCCAAGUACUCUCUCCCCUGCACUGAGGAUGUGCCAACAUGUGGAGACACCUGUGAGAAAGUGAUGGAGUGCGGGCUUCACAAAUGCUCAAUGCGCUGCCAUCGAGGGCCCUGUGAGACCUGCAGACAGGAGGUGGAGAAGCAGUGUCGCUGUGGGAAGUACAGCAAGCUCAUGCCCUGUCACAAGGAGUACCUGUGUGAAUCAAAGUGUCCUAAAACAAGAAACUGCCAGAGGCACCAGUGCAAAAGAAAGUGCUGUUCAGGAAACUGCCCACCAUGUGACCAGAGCUGCGGUCGAACCAUGGGAUGCAGGAACCACAAGUGUCCUUCUGUCUGCCACAGAGGCAGUUGCUAUCCAUGUCCUGAGACGGUAGAUGUGAAAUGUAAUUGCAGCACCACUUGUAUAAAAGUACCUUGUGGAAGGGAGAGGACAACCAAACCACCCAAGUGUAAAGAGCUGUGCAGGAAUCCUCCGACGUGUCAUCACUCAAGUCGAGAGAGACAUCGCUGCCACUUUGGCGCCUGCCCCCCAUGCCGACAGCCUUGCCAGAGAGUGCUGAAGAAAUGCGGACAUGUCUGUCCAGCUCCGUGCCACGAUGAAGUGAUGGUCAAACAGACUGACAAACAUCAGCUUGCAGGUCCUUGGGAACAGCCUUCUGAACCGGCCUUCGUUCAAACUGCUCUGCCUUGCCCACGCUGUAAGGUUCCUAUACCCAGGGCAUGCCUUGGGGAACAUGAGGUAACUCCUUUGCCCUGCCAUGCAGUUGGCCCAUUCUCCUGCAAAAGGCCUUGUGGACGGCUCCUGUCCUGUGGGAACCACACCUGCAUGAGGGAGUGCCAUGUAGUGUCACAGCUCAGCGACACACAGGAUAAACGCAAGGCCGGUAAAGAGUGCCAGCAAUGUGAAGAAGGGUGCUCAGAGCCCCGGCCUCCUGGCUGCUCCCACCCAUGCGUGCUGCCCUGCCACACUGGAGCCUGUCCACCUUGCACACAGAUGAUCAGAGUCAAAUGUCACUGCAAGAUCAUGUCCCUUUUCAUCGAGUGCUUAAAGAUAACUACUGCUGAUAAAAACACAAAAACAAUUCUGAGUUCCUGUAAAAACCAGUGUCCCAAACAGCUGCCCUGUGGUCAUCGAUGCAAAGAGACUUGCCAUCCAGGUGACUGUGAGGAGAGCUGCAACCAGAAAGUGAAACUCAAAUGUCCUUGCAAAAGAAUUAAAAAGGAGGUUCCCUGCUUCAAAGCACGUGAGACCCAGAUCUCUGUGGAGUGUGAUGAAGCAUGCAAGGAUGUGAAAAAGAGAGCUGCCGAGUUAAAAGAAGCAGAAGAAAGGGCUGCAUCUGAGGAAGAAAAGAGAAAGCAGCAGGCGGAAUUGGAGGCAUUUGAGAAGAGACUGAAGGGACGUCGCAAGAAGAACAAGAAAAAGGACGAAGUAGAAAUUGAAGAGACCAUUUGGCAGAAAUAUAAAAAGUACAUCAUGGUGCCUGUCUGCGGAAUUGUGUUGGCAGUGGCAACAUUUUAUUUAAUUCAGGCUGGUUAAUAUGUCAGUUAGUACAGUGUACAGCCUCCUAAUACAAUGACCUCUGUAGCUACUGAACAUGGGUAUAGACAAGAUUAGUUUACUGGCCUGUUGUAGUUGAGUUAUAUAUUUCCUGUAUCUGUAUAGGACUGUAGUUUUGAAAAAUGAAGAAAUUAAGCAAAAAAUAUAUAUAGUUAUGCAAUUAAGCAUGUCAUUAUGAAAAAAUAUAUAAUUCCCCUUUUUAUUCCCAUAAUUUUAUAGAUUUAGAGUGUGCAUGAGAAAAUGAUUUGGAAACGGUGGUCUAAAUAAUUAUCUGCAUUUAAUUCUGUUAAACAUUGCUUUGUUUAAAGUGCAUAGAGCUAACAAAAUAAUGUCAUUAAUAUGUACAUUAUUUCUUUGGUCUAACAUUUUCCUAUAUAAAAAAGUGUUUUGAUUUUUUUUUUAUUUAAGAAACUACUUCUGGAUAUUUCAAUGCUGCAGUUCUGACACAUUCAUACAUUUACUUCAUGUUAAUUUACAUGUUUUCAAAGUCUUUGUGUUACAUUUCGUGACCUCUUAAAGUAGAAUGUGGAUAUGUGGUGUAAAAAAAAAACUAACAUGUUUACCAUAAUAUCUGCAUCUUUUAUAUAGCGAAAUUCAAGACUUCUUAUUUGAUAGUAAUUCAUAUUAGGUAAGAUUUAAUGGAAUAAUUGUUAGCUCUAUCUAAUUUUAGAGGUUAUAGCUAACAAAGUCAUUUUGUAAAUCGUGCCUGUCAUGCACAUCUAUUCUCAAUUUGUCUCACUUUUUAAAGAAAUGCAGUGUAGUAUUUUCACUUUCCAGUUUUUAACUGGGACUAUCAUACAGUAUGUUAAAGAAAGCUCUGUUUGCAUUCCUUACUUUCAAGUAGUCUUGCACUCUCUUUAGUCACAUCACAGGAGCGAUUCUUUUCUCCAGCUCUUCAAUGUCAGUGCUUCUGUCACUAAUCAAUAUCGGCUUCCCCUAAAUGAUGACAGCUAGUUACAGCUUGUUGCUUUGACCCUGAGGUGAAACUGUAACGGCCUACCUGAAAGUAAGUCAUGGGAAGUGGAGCUUUCUUUAACCUAUUAUGGUGCUCAAUACCUUUUUUAUACACGUUGGCUGUAACAUGCAUUUUUAAUAACUGCACAUACAGUAUCUACAUAGCAGAUACACUGACUCAUUGUGUGACCCUGAGCAAGUCACUUAACCUCCUUGUGCUCCGUCUUUCGGGUGAGAUGUAAUUGUAAGUGACUCUGCAGCUGAUGCAUAGUUCACACACCCUAGUCUCUGUAAGUUGCCUUGGAUAAAGGCGUCUGCUAAAUAAACAAAUAAUAAUAAUAAUAAAGUGUACAACAGGUAAGAUUUAUGAAAUUAUCCACUGCUGUCAUUCGCUUUAACCUCUUUAACUGUGGGUAGAUAAUAAGCAAAUGUUAUUGGUGAGUUUUGGAAACCUAAACUGAUUUAUGAUUGAAGAACUAAAUGAUCAUGUUUGACAUGCUGUGGAGUACACAGAGUAUUUGAUAAUCAGUCAAGCUUUUCUUUUUUUGUCAUCAAUAAAAGUUGGUUUCAAAAUGUA